GAAGCUAUUUAGCAGCGCCAGCAACGCCAAUAGCAAUCUCAACACUUUCGCGCGCCGACGCACGUGACCUCUUCAACCCACACAAUCCACCCCAUUCGAGCUCCAUCCCAAGAUCAAGGUCUUCAUGAAUCUACUCCCACAAGCGAGCUACUAACACAUGCUCCCAGCCCACGAUCACCCCGAUGCCUACGCUAAAGCCUUCAACAACAACAGCGCCUGGCGCCGGUCCCUCGCCGAGACCGACCCCGAGCUCUUCGAGUCCCUAGGCAAAGGCCAAUCUCCUCAAAUCCUGUGGAUCGGCUGUGCCGACUCUCGCUGCCCAGAAACAACCAUCCUGGGCCUGCAACCCGGCGAGAUCUUCUGCCACCGCAACAUCGCCAACAUCCUGGUGAACACCGAUAUCAACAGUCUAUCCGUCAUCCAGUUCGCCGUCCAGUACCUGAAAGUCAAGCACAUCAUCAUCUGCGGCCACACCUCGUGCGGAGGCAUCGCCGCGGCCCUGGACAACAAGAAACUAGGCCUGAUCGACACCUGGCUUAUGCCGCUCCGGGCCAUCCGCCAACAAAACCUGGAUCUGCUGCAAAGUCUCAGUGAAAAGGAGCGGGCACUGAAACUCGUCGAGUUAAAUGUCCGUGCCGGAAUUUCUACCCUCCUCCAGAAUCCCAUGGUAAUUGACGCGAUGAGCGAGCGUGGUCUCCAGGUGCACGGCCUGAUUUAUAACGUCGGAACCGGCGAAUUGAGAGAGUUGGAUGUUGGGGAGGGCCAGGAUGUCGAAAAAUCUCGGGUUGUUGCCUUCAAGACUGAAUAAGUCCAAGGUGCCUUGAAACGGUACGGUCAAUGUAACGAUGAAGGGCGUACAGGAAAGCUGACAGAACGUCACACAAUGUCUAAGCACACGGCAGACACGAUCUUAUGUAGAGUUAGCGAUAGGAGUUCUGUCGACAAGGUAGAUGACAGACGAUACAAGGGGAUAAAGCAAAGGAUGAAGCUGAGCUCGGUUGAUCAAGUAGAGAAUCGUACAAGCAAUGAGCAGAGCAUCCGUUUGAGCCGGUGUCCUCCUCGUGCCCAACAUUACCAAGCAAGAGCAGACUA
Messenger RNA from Exophiala viscosa, 1092 nucleotides. RefSeq names its product carbonic anhydrase. Gene Ontology annotation, cellular component: cytoplasm. Lineage: Eukaryota; Fungi; Ascomycota; Eurotiomycetes; Chaetothyriales; Herpotrichiellaceae. Bases 158 to 808 code for a protein of 216 amino acids. The transcript has a single exon. The record is from RefSeq and is a predicted model, not a curated record. Gene Ontology annotation, molecular function: carbonate dehydratase activity; zinc ion binding. Gene Ontology annotation, biological process: cellular response to oxidative stress; cellular response to carbon dioxide; carbon utilization.